AUGGCUUCUACAAGCCCGCCUAACCCUGGAACUUCGCCCAUCGAUCCUCAACUCUUCGAGACGAUGUUCCAGCCCAACACUGCGGGCUCCGAUAGCAAUCCAGAACAAAUGAUCGGGGCGAAACGUGGAUGGGCAGAGGAGCUAGGUCAUAGCGAAUUUAUCUCUGAUGAUGUCGCCCAGCUGUCUGAGCCGAAGGCAAAACGCCAGAAGCUCGAGAUGGCCGACAUGAAAGUUGAAGAUAUACCGGAUGCCUGGCAGAGCGAGGUAGUAGCGAUGCUGAAGCAAAUGUUUCCAUCGCGGAUGAUUCGAGACAUCUAUCAGCUUUACACCACUACCUAUCGGGGUAACUACACUGCUACUCUCGAGCACCUCGUUCUCCUACCAGAUGAGCCUCAGCAGGCUCAGCGUAGCCAGAUGCACGAACAAGGAGUCACGAGAUCAGAUGCAUUCAGCAUGGCCCCUUACCCUCAGCAGCACAUCAAGCUACCUAUUAGUGGGCCCCAGAUUCCAGAACGAGCUAGCACCCAGUAUCCAAGGAUGUUCAACCGCACACCUUCUAACGGAGUCUAUCACACUGCGUAUCAGGCUCAGUUUCAAGGCCCUGAGACUUUGGAUGCGCCAUCUCUAGGCGACCACCACCCACAACAGAUCGCUCUUCCCCGGCCAGGAUCGGCACCCACUAAGUCGGUGGUGUCAAACGAUUUCACAGCAAAGUCCGGAACCGGCACGAAAGCAUCAAAAGCUCGAAAGCCCCGAAAGCGCAAAUCUGCAGGAGAUGAUGAGCCAGGCCGUGGCUAUGACUUCAUGAAGAAGGCCCCACAUCAAAACCACACACUACCAAACAUCAACUGCACACUAGUCGAGAUCCUCGUUCUGUUAGGCCACGCACAUUUGAAUUAUGACGUUGCCAAUCGACUUAUUACCAAUGGUCUGAGCUACGCUCUCCACCAGUUCAUCGUUCGUAGCCACCGUACUAAGGGUGCUCUCGAUCGUACUACUGCGCCGGCAGAUGCUGUCUUAGAUGAAGACGAUCAGUUAUACUCGCGAAAUGCCAUACUUCACAGCUACCAGCACGCCUUCCGCGCAGGCAAGGAUGCCAACAACCCUGUUCCUGGCUGGACAUUUAGGACCCAUUCGCAAAAGAUCUCUAACGAGAAUUGGGAUCCUCGGAACAUCUCUCUCACUGGCAUCCAGCCGCGUGGGCUAACCCAUUGCCCGCCAAACCAAACAUUCUUCCCACCCAAACCAGUUGCGCUAGAAUCUUUGUUGGACGAUGUCGAUCAGAUUCCACAAGGUGACGAUGCAGCCGACCUAACGCGAGCAGUGUUGUUUGCUAGAGACCAUCCAGGAACAUACAAGUAUCCAACUGAUGUCGGACUGGCUAUCAGCGAUGCUGGUGGUCCUGUACGAAUAUCAGCAAAUCACAUCGACGGUGCUUGUAUUGCCCGUUGGAGCCCACGACUAGGAAAACUCCGGGCUGAGAGCAACCGCUUGAAGCGUGAGGCGAAAGGCGAUCUUGGUUCUCUGGACAAUAUUGACCAGCACAAUCAACAUCCCAUCACGAGUGAACCAAGUGCGGUUGACACCCACGUAGAAGAACCGCCUAAUGGCUACACUUUAGGACAUGCCAACGGAAGUGGCCCAGGAGAAGAUCUUGCAGAUCCUUAUGGAGGCCAUACGCCGAGUCUUUACUUUCAGGACGACGCUUCUAUUGGCCAUCGGACUUUAUCUCCUAUGGCAGGAAUAGAAUUCGAUAGUAAUGGGCAAAAAGAAGAGUCCGGCAAUCAUACCAUGGUAAACAACUACCAAGAUUCAAGCCCCGUGCUUUCGAACGAUAUUCUAAUCUAUCAUAGGACUCUCUCAGCUAGGGUAAUGGACCAUCUCAAUUUGGGACCAGACGCGGAGAAUCUGCACGCACAACUCGGUCUACUGCGCGAUCUUCCGUAUCCGCCUGCCGACAACAAUAGCGUUCUAUCCCGCUGCAUCCGGUUCGCUAAACAUCCGUCUUUCAGCGACAUCGAGUGGGAAGGCACUCCCGAGACAUUGGAUACAAUAGUCCAGUUCAUGGAGCUGAACACGGCUCAAUUGCCGCAGGAUAUCAACAACACACCCCUCGAUGCGGUCUUCAACGACACCAUGCAACAUUAA
Molecule: messenger RNA, 2148 nt
Organism: Mytilinidion resinicola
Lineage: Eukaryota; Fungi; Ascomycota; Dothideomycetes; Mytilinidiales; Mytilinidiaceae
Exons: 1
Coding region: 1-2148 (715 amino acids)
Source: RefSeq, a predicted model, not a curated record